GGCGAAAUUGGGCUGCGUGACACUUUCACAUGUUCUGAGACAAAACGCGACAGCUGCAACCAAGUGUAGCGCGUAAAGUGAUGCGGCCCCCGCCAAUACACGUGUGUUGGUUCUAGUAGCUCACUUGAUUCACUUACACGUAUAACGACAAUUAGUAAACGAGGCUGCAUACACACCUGUAAUUCACAAGCCUCGGCCAAAAAGACAGUUAAAUCUACAAUCAUGCCACCGGUAGCAGACAACAGAGAAGAGAGCGAGAAGCAAGCUGCCGCACGUCAGGCAGUCGACAUAUUACACGAAAUUUCCACAAUCCUGAAUUGUCAUCUCGACCGCCGGACGCUUUCAGUCUGCAUCUCCAUGAUCGAACAGGGCGUGAACCCCGAGGCGCUAGCGAACGUCGUGCAAUACUUACGGAAGGAGGCCCAGAAGGUCAACUUCUCCAAACAGGCAGCUGGCACCAACCAGUGACAGGACGAACGUGAAAUGUCAAAAGCCAGAGCAAGUAUGUUUUGCCGCGGUUACCUGCCUUAGAUAGGUAGCUCAUGGGAGGUUGGGUUGACUGGCCAUCUGUCCAUCUAUCUAGUAGUGUGCAUUGAAGCAGGGCGUUGGGCGUUGAAUCACGAUGGAGUAAGGACA
Messenger RNA from Xylaria bambusicola, 636 nucleotides. Its product is annotated as mitotic-spindle organizing protein associated with a ring of gamma-tubulin 1. Gene Ontology annotation, biological process: gamma-tubulin complex localization; microtubule nucleation by interphase microtubule organizing center; mitotic spindle assembly. Bases 223 to 468 code for a protein of 81 amino acids. The transcript is spliced from 3 exons. The record is from RefSeq and is a predicted model, not a curated record. NCBI's taxonomy places the organism in Eukaryota, Fungi, Ascomycota, Sordariomycetes, Xylariales, Xylariaceae. Gene Ontology annotation, cellular component: centrosome; spindle; interphase microtubule organizing center.